Molecule: messenger RNA, 3488 nt
Organism: Aptenodytes forsteri (emperor penguin)
Lineage: Eukaryota; Metazoa; Chordata; Aves; Sphenisciformes; Spheniscidae
Gene: GUCD1
Product: guanylyl cyclase domain containing 1
Exons: 5
Coding region: 248-745 (165 amino acids)
Source: RefSeq, a predicted model, not a curated record
GUAGCUGUCCUGCUGAACUCCUCUUUCCUUCCACAGAGGAACAUGAGCUUAGGUGCAGGAGAAAUACCUAUUUAGAUGUCCACUUAGUAGAUAUGAAGCAGAAGAUUUUCAUUUCUCUCCAUCCCUUCUGCCAAGACGUUAGUCCGUGUGCUGGUACCUGAAUCAUUUGGACAAUGAUGAAUUUCAGAAAGCCAUCCAGGAACUCCAGUUAACAAAGAGUAUCUGGACUAUUGACCUGGCCUACCUAAUGCGGCACUUCGGUGUUAAGCAUAAAUUUUGCACCCAGACGCUUGGAGUGGACAAGGGCUACAAAAAUCAGUCAUUUUACAGGAAGCACUUUGACACAGAAGAGAAUCGAGUGAAUCAGCUCUUUGCACAAGCCAAAGCCUGCAAGGUGCUGGUGGAGAAGUGCACAGUAACUGUUCAAGACAUCCAAAACCACCUGUCCCAAGGUCAUGUAGCCAUCGUCCUAGUGAAUGCAGUCCUGCUAUUGUGUGAUCUUUGCUCAAGUCCUGUCAAAUACUGCUGCUUCCUCCCCAUUGGACAGAAGUGCUUCUGCAGGAAUCCUGACUACCAGGGCCAUUUCAUUGUGUUAUGUGGCUACAACAAAGCCUCAGGGAGUAUUUACUACAACAACCCUGCCUAUGCUGACCGAACAUGCUGCACCAGCAUCAGUAACUUUGAGGAAGCCAGGACAAGUUAUGGCACUGAUGAAGAUAUUCUGUUCAUCUACACAGACAGCUGACAUCCACACCUGAUACUUCUGGUCAUUUCCUGUGCAGCCUGCAUGGCAGCUGGCUGCUUGUCUCAGGACUCCCCCUGCAGCGACCUUGCUCCUGAACUGCAGUGGGAUCUUAAACAAGGGAGGCUUUAUAGACAUUGAUAGGACUAUAUUGCAAUGCUGUCUUUACCUUUUUUUUUCCCCCUGAUAAUGUAUCUGAUUUUGCAAUGUAUGUCUCAGUUUUUUGGUUUUUUUUUUCCUCAUCUUCAACAUUGCACAUUUGACAGCAGUUUUAAAAUACAGGCCUAGAGCCUGUUCACUUUGAGCUUAUUUUCAAAUUAAACACAUGAGAAAAAAGCACCAAAUUUAUGAACUUGAAAACUUGGUAAUACAUGCAUAGGUUUAGGUAAACAAACCCAGGAAAAUAAAAUAGAAAAUACCUGUUUCUCUCUCUGUCAAAGCAUCAAGGGCUGAUCUUCAUCCUAAAUCUAGGGAUUUGAGGUUCAGCAGGGUAUUAUGGAAGGAAAAAAAUAUUAACUUAAACCACUUUUAAAUAACAAAAAAUGCCUUGCUGGCCUAUCAGUAUUGUCUGCAUUAUAGGAAUGAAACACAUUUACUCAAGGAAAAGUUCCCAUGUACCAAAUUCACCUUACACAGAUUUAGCAUUUAUGCUACUGCAUUAAAUUUUGAAUCGUAGUUAUUGGUGUUGCUCCCUUGUACUACAAACUCAGUCUCUUGUGGCUAAAUCCUCUAGGAUGACUGCUCAGAGCGCCGUAUUGCCCCAAAAGUUUAAGCAAAGAUAUUUUAUUUGUACCUGGAAGUCUUUACUGCUCUUUGCAAAAACCUCUGAACAUGAUGCCACCCACAUAUGCCAGUUUCUGCAGAAUCCGUUCUAAAUAUAAACUUUAAACUUAUUAAGCAAAUACAGAAAAUGACCAUCCACACUAAUGGUAUACAUUUUGUGUGUAAAUUGUAAAUAUCUGACAGCGUAUACUGGAUUGUAACUAAAAGGCUGAAUGAUAAUUUGAGCCAAAUUUUGCUAUUGGUAUUCGUUCAGUAACCUUCUUAGAAGACCUGAAAUCAAUUAAGAAAAGAGAGGAUACAAACAUCUCUUUGCUACAAGUAAAAAGGCAGGAACUCAGAUUUUCUAGCUCUUAUACUGCAGCUGUAUUUGGAUUAAGUUGGAGUUACUGUAUUCAAACAUUAUCAAGUGAAAUUGUUAGCAGCCCAUUCAUAAUCCUUUCACAUAUUACCUGGGUUUAAUUACUUUGCUGAGGAGCACUGUAAGGUGUAAGAAAUAGCACCCUAUUUCAGAUUCAUCCACCACAAUUUCCUACAAGUUUUGAUCUCCAGUCCUGCCUAUGUUGAAGUGGGUAGAAAAAUCAAUGUUAAUACUGAUGUACAGCUAGCAAAAUUUUAUUUUGCACUUAAGACAGAGAUCCCACCCCUUUGGCAUGGUUUUAGGAAAAGAACUGUUCAAGUUCUGGAACUGCGUGGAGUAACAGUAAAAGGACAUUGUUAUUUAGUGGUGAAAAUAAUAAAUAGGAAUCUACUUUCAGCAUGAUAAAAAAUUUUUCUAAGAGAAAACAUUUUCUUUUAUCAGUUGUUGACUUACUGAAGAGUAUCUGGAAAGCGUUCAGUAAGUAUGCUUAGUAGAAUCAAGAGUGGUCCUUUGUACAAAGCUAAAAAUGGUAACAGACAUUUAACAUGCAGUAGCCUUUAAAAAGUUCUGACCAAGAAGUAUGUGACAGGAAAUUUUCAGUGUAUCAGAUUUUGCUAAUCAUUGGUGAAGCUGGAAUACAUUCUGGCACUUAUACUUGCAAAAUGAGUAAAAAUUAGGAUGUGAUUUGUGAGCAGUAGAACCAGUACAUUAGUGCCACCAGCAGAAUCCCCCAAAAAAGGUACAAAACUUAUUAUAGAUAAUGCCUUCCGACUCCUCUGAAGUAAGUCACCAGAAGGCUACUGAUGUGGGAAUUUUUAUGUCUUAAGUCCAAAUUCAUGAUGUUUGAUUUAGAGAGAUUGCAUUAGCUAUGUUACUAAUUAACAGGGUAUGUAAACUACAGGUUGCUAGAGUACUUCCUUAACCCAUGCAUUUUCAGGUAGGUAGUUCAUUCAGUACCAUUAAACUGCCAGAGGAUUUAUUUUAGAGCAGGCUUGGUUAGCUAAAUAAAAACAAUUCUUACAGAAGGAUUGUAAUUGACGCUUAGCCUCUUACUGGUUCAGUUAUCCAAAUGCAAAUCUUGAGCUUAUACAUAAAACAAACUUAAGGGCAUGCUAAGUGUUCUGAAGUGCACAGAUAGGUAUAACAAUAUUGACUGUUAAAUGUUUGGUACCCAGGGUUUAAAUACUUCAAAAAAACCUGAAAGAUAGAGAAACAAAGCUAUUUAAGCUAAUACAGACAAAAGGAGAGCUCAACCAUUGCAAGAGGAUCUCUUAAUAGCUGCCAAAUGGAAGAUGGCUAUGAGAGAUGAAAACAGAAGGAAGAAGCAAAAGCCAAGUGAAAAGACUGAGUAUUUAUGACACAAAUUCAGAUGAAAAAGCAGCUCAUUGCGCAAGCAUUCAGAACAUCUGCAUUUUCUGAAACUUUGUUUCCCAUUACAAGAUUGUCUAUCAAAAUACUCAUUCUGAAAAUGUUUUGUCACCGUUUCCUUCAUGAUGUCAAUAGCAAAGGAAGGGGUAUUUUACAUGCAGGGAUUUUAUACAUAAAUAUAUUUUUAUUUGUAAUUAAGCCAUUCUCAAUAAAGGUUUAAAGUCACAGAUAACCCUG